Messenger RNA from Aspergillus fischeri NRRL 181, 1566 nucleotides. Its product is annotated as glycoside hydrolase family 88 protein. The coding region runs from base 1 to 1566 and encodes 521 amino acids. Gene Ontology annotation, biological process: polysaccharide catabolic process. The record is from RefSeq and is a predicted model, not a curated record. Lineage: Eukaryota; Fungi; Ascomycota; Eurotiomycetes; Eurotiales; Aspergillaceae. Gene Ontology annotation, molecular function: chondroitin hydrolase activity. The transcript is spliced from 3 exons.
AUGUACCCACCUGAUGCGGAGAAAAUCUGGGGAACAUCGGGCCAAUUCUGGAAUCAAUCGUCCGAUGACCGUCGAUCUUUUCUGGGGUUUCUGAUGGCUUCGGGGCGGGCGAAUGUGCUCGGGCAUGAUUCCUCCGAGCGACGAUAUAGUGGCAUUGAUAAGCGUCAUAAGCAUCAGAAGCACCCGCAGACUAACCACCAAAUCCAGUCCAAUGGAUUCCCUCUAGAGAAAAUCUUCUCGGAAAGUGUGCUGGCCAAGAUCCUCCGAGUGGCCGUCGAGGCAUUAAACAAUAAUGACCCUCCAACCGCCUAUCCUGAAUUCGUUCCUCAGAAAGGCCCCUCGACUGGCCGCUACAUUCUCCGCGAAUCCUCCUUCUGGACCUGCGGCUUCUUCCCAGGACUCUUGUACGUCCUCCUUGAACGAGCCAUCCGAUACCCCUCGACCUUUCCAUACCUCGGACACCCUCACAGCCUCGACCCAGCCAGCCUGCGCGACCACCUCCUCACGCUCUGCACCAAAUGGACCGCCCCCAUUUACCCCAUGUCCCUCCGAACAGACACCCACGACCUAGGCUUCAUCCUGGCCCCCUCCCUCCGCCGCUCCUGGGAACUCACCUCCAAUCCCAACAGUCUGCGCGCUCUACUAACAGGCGCCCAAAGCCUCGCCUCGCGCUUCGUCCCCUCCACUGGCGCAAUCCGCAGCUGGGAUGCCCUCCGCCAGUCGGACGUGGACAUCACUUCCCUAGAGACUGACUGCCUCGUCAUCAUCGACAGCAUGAUGAACCUCGAUCUUCUCUACUAUGCUGCUGCGCAUCUGGGUUCGGAGCUUGCGGCUAUUGCGACCGCGCACGCGAAAACACUCAUCAACUCCCAUCUCCGCCGGGAAACUAUAGCUGGAAAGGAGAAAGGGGGAUACUCCACCAUCCACGUCGUCAAUUUUGACCCCUCGACGGGUGCGAUCAAGGAGCGCCGCACCGCGCAGGGGUUCGCAGCGGACUCGACGUGGGCGCGCGGCCAGGCGUGGGCGAUUACCGGGUAUGCGCAGACGUACGCCUGGACAAGGGACAGGCAGUUCCUUGAUGUUGCUGUUGGGCUGGCAGAGUACUUCCUAGCGAGACUGGAGGGCGCGCCGCCUUGCGUGGAGAAGAGGGUGGAUGGAAAGAUGGUUGGGAGGUACGUGCCGCUGUGGGACUUUGAUGCUCCUGUCGACGAGGCGAGUCCGUUACGGGAUUCCUCUGCUGGUGUGAUUGCCGCGAAUGGGAUGUUGUUGCUCUCGCAGGCGUUGGUUGGUGAGGACGACGGGCUGGCGUGGCGGUUUAGACAGGCCGCGAUGAGGAUUGCGAGUGAGACGGUGGAGUUUUCGUAUUCGAGGGAGGAGGCGAGACUUGUGGAGGGAGGAACGGAAGUGGAGGAUGUGUCUGGGACACGGUUUGAUGCGAUUCUGCGCAAUGCGACGGCGAACCAUAAUGCGAAGGAUCUGGAUCGGUAUAGUGACCAUGGGCUUGUGUAUGCGGAUUACUAUCUGCUGGAGUUUGGGAAUCAGUUGUUGAAGCUGGGAUUGAUAUAG